UUGCGUGCUAUUGCUAGCUAGCUUUCACCUUUCACCAUCUACACUAAACUACUCGGGAGUCAAGAUCAACAAUUUUUUGGGCCAUGAUUUCAAUAAUUAGGUAGGCCAAUGUUGUUUGAAUGAGCAGGAAUUUACUGUUGCUGGUGCCAUAAAAAGGCUGAAGGAAUUAUGAGAAUGUCUGCUCGGUCUGCUCAUUUUCUUCAUUGUCUGCUGUAGUCUUCUGUGGAUGCGUUUGGUCGAAAUUGUUUUGACAUCUGGAACGAAAACUUCGUUGACUCAGUGAAGAUUCAUGCUGCAGACUGAUUUCCAAGUUGUGUGAAACUCAAGUCAUCGGUAAGAAUGGAGAACUCAACUUACCUUGAAUGUAAGGGUCUGAUUCUACCGCUGACGGAUGAAUCGGGCUGGAGCCAUGAAUUCCGAGUGUUCAUCUACCUCCUUGGUCUACUCUGGAGUUUCUUUGCCAUCGCAAUUAUCGCUGAUGUCUUCAUGGUCGCCAUUGAAGUCAUCACGAGUAGGACUCAAAAACUGAAGAUUGCCAAUCCGGACUUCCCCGGUGGUGUCGAGGAAGUGGAGAUCCGGAUCUGGAACGACACCGUCGCUAAUCUAACUCUCAUGGCGCUUGGGUCUAGCGCGCCUGAGAUCCUCCUCUCGAUUAUUGAGAUUUUCGGGAAUGGUUUCUACGCCGGCGACCUCGGUCCCAGCACCAUUGUUGGGUCGGCAGCGUUCAAUCUUCUGGUCAUUACGGCCAUAUGCAUCGCCUGUAUACCGAAGGACGACUCUCGAGGGAUUCAUCGUAUUAAGGUGUUCGCUACCACCACCCUCUUCUCCCUGUUUGCGUAUAUCUGGUUGUUUCUGGUACUGCAGAUUAUCUCGCCCAACAUCAUUGAGGUGUGGGAGGCAGUGGUUAGCUUCAUCUGCUUUCCCAUCCUGGUCAUUGUCGCCUACAUGUUCGACAGGGAUUUCUGCGGCAUUAAGAGACAUGAAAAAGAUAUGGAGCUUGGAGUGUCUGAGGGUUCCCCAUUCCUCUCGACCGGCCACAUCGACAAGAAAGUAGUCGCCGAGUUUAUGCGUGAAGUCGGCCGACACCCAGACCUGGACGAGGCCACCAUCGCUCAGUUGAUUGCCCUGGAGGCGCAGAAGCAUGAGGUUCACUCUCGCAGUUGGUACCGUGUCAACGCCUCUCGCGGGAUGCUCGGACAGAAGAAGAUCGAACAGGAGGUGGAGCCUCAUGUCUUGGAAUUGUAUGAGAAGAUCAAGAAGAAGGAAUUACCGGCCAACCUCCCUCAGUCGGAUCAAUCUGCAGGAGGAACUAAAGCCGUUGUGGAAUUCAGAGCCUCGUCCUGCGCCGUCUAUGAGAAUGAGAAGAAGGUGCAGAUUGUGGUUGAACGUCUUGGACUCCUGAGCUGCCAGGUCACUAUACGGUACGAGACGGUGAACGGUACAGCGGAGGCGGGUUCGGAUUACAUCGCCCAGCGAAGCACGCUCAUCUUUGAGCCUGGAGAGACAGAGAAAGUCAUCGAGAUUGAGAUUAUUGAUGAUAAUGAAUGGGAGCCUGAUGAGACGUUCUUCGUUAAGCUGGCCAUGGACGCCAACAACGAGGCCAGCCUGGGCCAUCGCUCCGUCAUGCAAGUCAUCAUCAUGAAUGACGACGAGCCCGGAGUGCUAGAGUUCACCAAGACAAGUUACCUCGUCAAAGAGAGUGCCGGCGUCGUCUUUGUUCCGGUCGGUAGAAACCAAGGUGUCGACGGUAAAAUCGAGGUCCAGUGGCGCACCAAGGACAUGGAAGCGGUCAACGGCAAGGAUUACAUGGGAGGGGAAGGUAUCUUGGUGUUUGAGCAUAACGAGAAGGAGAAGGAGAUUGAGAUUCCCAUCAUCGACGAUCAAGAAUAUGAGAAAGACGAGAGCUUCCAGAUUGAGCUGUAUGAACCAACGGGAGGAGCUCAACUUGGAAGACUCAAGAAGACUGUCGUGACUAUCAUUAAUGAUGACGAUUAUGCUGGUAUCCUGGACCGCGUGGUUGCCAUCACUCACGUUAACAUGGACCGGUUGAAGAUGGGCAACUCUUCAUACGGUGACCAAUUUGUGGAUGCCAUGAACGUCAAUGGCGGAGACAUUGAAGGUGCUUCGGCAUUUGACUACAUCCUGCACUUUAUCACCUUUGCAUUUAAGGUGAUCUUCGCCCUCGUGCCUCCUCCAGGGUUUCUGAACAGCGGCGGUUGGAUCACAUUCGGCGUAGCUCUAUCCUUCAUCACGAUUCUGACGGCCUUGGUCGGUGACCUAGCAUCCAUUUUCGGUUGCCUCAUCGGCUUGAAGAAAUCUGUGACGGCCAUUACCAUCGUAGCGCUGGGUACCAGUUUGCCUGAUCUGUUUGCAAGUAAGACCGCCGCCCUCAACGAGAAGUAUGCGGAUAAUUCUAUCGGGAACGUGACUGGCAGUAACUCCGUUAACGUGUUUCUGGGUCUGGGCUUCCCAUGGUUGAUUGCGUCUUUAUACUGGGCAGCUAAGAAUGACGAAUUCGUGGUCCCAGCCGGUAACCUUGCGUUUAGUGUUACUGUCUACACCAUCUGUGCCUUGGUAUGCAUCUGCGUUCUCAUGUUACGCCGUAAUCUCGCAAUCUUCGGCAAGGCGGAGUUGGGCGGAGCGUUCGUCCCCAAGAUCAUCAGUGCUGUAUUCCUUAUAUCCUUAUGGUUCCUUUACGUACUGCUUUCAACACUUCAAGCCUACUCAGUUAUUUUCCCAUCUGAAUAAAAAUUGCAAAAGUUUUAUUUACAAAUGUAAAUACGCUGAAAUCCAGUUGCAUUGAGUUAGAAAGCUUACAAAUUGUCUGAUUCCUGAAAAAUGCAUGCCACAAAACUGUUUACUCCCAUUCCCCCCCCCCUUCCCCAUCCUCUCCCCCAGUCCCCUCCCCCAGUCCCCUCCCUCUGAUCUACAACCACACGAAGGCUUAAAUGUGUAGUUGAGUAUGCAUUGUGAAUAUUGAAAAUCAUGUUUUGAAAUUUGCAGGUAAACUGAGCAAUGUAGAAAAUAACUUCUUCAUCAUGGGGAUGGAAAAAAAAGUGCAUUAUUUCAUCAUAUCCAUAUUCAUAAGUUUAGACUUUAUGAAAUCAGUCUUUUUGAAACUUCAGUGGUUAAGCUCAUCCCAUUUGUAGCAAAUUAAAGAUAAUGUCUCGGCGACCCAAAGUGUCUCGUACCAACAUCAAAAGAUUCCUCUAACUGGAGACCGAAUCUAAGUUAAGGUUUGAGAAGCUUCAUUUGGCAAUAAAACUGAAAUUUUACUUUGUCAGCGGCCUUGCAUGGGCCUAGUAUCUGAAAGUCUCCCAUUUUUCCCAAAGUAUUUUCUCUUUAGAGUCUCUUUAAUUCACCAUUUUUUGAUACACAUUUUUAUCCUAUAUGGCCAAAGUCAAAUAAACAGAUUGUCUUUCAACACUAGGAAACUUGUUUUACAACUUUUACGAUCGGAGUCUAUUUAUAUUAUGCGAGUGCAAUUUAGUUGUGGAUUGCGUGAUGUAAGAAUAGUGCAUGGUACAUGUAGUUCCAUAGGAUCCAUGUAUAAUUGAUGGUUUUUCUACUUUUUUAACCUUGGAGAUAUACAUUGUUUAGCUGUUUGUUUGUUUUUUGCUUUUUCUUGUAUUAAACAAGUUUUAGUUUAUGGUGUCUUAUCUUUAAAAAGGGUUGUAUUUAAAGGGUGUGUUCAAUUAGCUUCCCCGGGUCGACUGGGGUCUGCCCUCGGUACGUUCGAAUAGCUUUGACGCCAUUCCCUGGUCAGCCCAAAGUGCCUUAAUUUUGGAAGGGGGUCACUUGGGGCUGACCAGAGGUGCAUGACGUCAAUCGAUUAGCUCUUGUCAGCUCUUAAAUGAGCACUCCAGGGUCGACGCAGAGAAGCUAGUCAAAUUUUAACACAAACAAAGUAGUUUUGAAAUAUCCAUUUAUAGUAUUCGUAUUUAUUUUGAAUUUGUUUAAGUUAUUAUUCAUUUUUUUGAAUUGAGGAUUGAUAAAAUGAUGCUUUUAAAUUAAUCUCUACAGGAACGAUGUCAUAAAUUUCAAUUGUAAAGAUAAACACUAGGGGGCAGCAGACCUUUGCGGUAAAUGUUGUUCGGGUAUAAAAUAUGCAAGUUAAGACUAGAAAUCUGGCGCCACCUAGUGUCACAAAUUGUCUCAUGCAGUUUUUAGCUUUGGUGUAAAUUUUUACAAUAAUAUCUUGGAAUCUGUUUUUAAAAAACGGUUAAUAAUUUUAUUAAUAUCUUUAACUUAAUAGAUGUACAAAGGCAUGUCGGUGUACUCUUGUCACUUAGGAUACCGUGGGAUUAUUCUUGCUGUGGUAAUGUAAUUAGUACACUAGUCUAGUACAUUUGUGUAGGUUGUAAUGCUUCAUGGGCUGUCAAUAAUUGAUCUUGUGUGCCAUGAUGAGAAUAAUUUCAAGAUUUGAUAGUAUACACAUAAUGAAUGUUUAUGAGUGCAAUGGUGCGAAUAUGUUCAUGAGUUGAAAGAUGGAAUGUUCUA
Molecule: messenger RNA, 4500 nt
Organism: Asterias rubens (European starfish)
Lineage: Eukaryota; Metazoa; Echinodermata; Asteroidea; Forcipulatida; Asteriidae
Product: sodium/calcium exchanger 3-like
Exons: 9
Coding region: 340-2748 (802 amino acids)
Biological process (GO): calcium ion transport; transmembrane transport; cell communication
Cellular component (GO): membrane
Molecular function (GO): calcium:sodium antiporter activity
Source: RefSeq, a predicted model, not a curated record